Messenger RNA from Rhopalosiphum padi (bird cherry-oat aphid), 808 nucleotides. RefSeq lists its product as uncharacterized. Lineage: Eukaryota; Metazoa; Arthropoda; Insecta; Hemiptera; Aphididae. The record is from RefSeq and is a predicted model, not a curated record. Gene Ontology annotation, biological process: sensory perception of taste. Gene Ontology annotation, cellular component: membrane. The transcript has 4 exons. The coding region runs from base 72 to 776 and encodes 234 amino acids.
AUCAACAUUCAAUCAGUAAAAAAAAAAAUGGAAUAUUGUAUUGAUCUUAUUAUUUUUAUACUUCGUUGGUUAUGAAUUAUAUGACAUAUACCUACUUAUGGCCACCAAACACAUUCGAUAUUAAUACUUUCCUCUUAUUUUUUUUCGGAAUGCCUUACAUCUUGGACUACGUGGUUAUUAUAACCGUGUGUUUUUAUCUCAAUAAUAUCGCAAAUAGAUUUCAAACAUUAAACGAUUUCUGGAGGUGCCUUCCUUGUGGAUUAGUAUCCGUUCCGAGCGAAUGGACUUCCUCGGAAUUAGCCAUGUUAAUGAAGAACAUUAGGUUGUUACACGCUGAACUAUCUCAAUCGUUCAAAAUAUUCAGUUGCAGUUACGGUACACUGUUGUUAGUAUUUUUUGUUUGCUGUAUUAUUGAUAUUAUAUAUUUAAUUUAUUUGAUGAUCGAGCUUGAAAAUGUGAUAAGACAUGUAUCAUUACAUGUGUUAAAUAUUCAAAUAGUUGUUUUUUUGAUGUCCGUGAUCCUUGCUGCCUCACGGAUAAAUGAAAAGAAAUUGAAAAUUGUAUCAUCUUUAAGAUUGAUUCCGAUUUCAAAAUUACCUGUUGAAGUAAAAACACAAAUCAAAAUGUUUUUGUAUCAAAUAUCGUUGUUGAGAUAUGAUAAAAUUACAGCUUUUGGGUUUAUUCGUAUCAAUUUAAAUUUAGUUAUAUCAAUUAUCAUGUUACUGAUGAUUGGAUUUUCAACACUUAUACAGUUAAAAGAUCAUCCGUUAUUUUAGCAAUAAUUAAAAACACGCAAAUCUAUCACCGC